Messenger RNA from Nilaparvata lugens (brown planthopper), 658 nucleotides. RefSeq lists its product as uncharacterized. The coding region runs from base 305 to 643 and encodes 112 amino acids. Lineage: Eukaryota; Metazoa; Arthropoda; Insecta; Hemiptera; Delphacidae. The transcript is spliced from 2 exons. The record is from RefSeq and is a predicted model, not a curated record.
UCGAUUGGUUACGGCCAUCUGCCUUUGUAUUUGCACUUCUAUUCACUCACUCACUCUCUCUCCUAGCGCUCUCGCUUCUCACACUGUACUGUUUUUAGCAGAGAGUAUAGAAUGUUAAGAUUCUAUCCUCACUGGUUUUCAGCCCUUGCCUGGCUAAUGGGAUGGGCUUCCAGAGCUGACAUCGGCCGCCUCUUAACGUUUGCGGUUUGUUGAGGUUUUCAUUAUUAUUUAGUAGAUUCAUGUUUCAUUUUAGUUAUGUUUGUCUUUUGUAGAAGAAUCAUCAGCAACUGGAAUCCAGUUGAGUAUGUUGCCUAGCCAGGUGGUGCGGGCCAAAGUUGUAUCAGUGAAGGACACCUCAACUAUUUACGUGCAGUUAUUGCCACAACAAGCAUUGACAGUCCGUGAACAAAUUGCCGCAGUUGUUGAAAGUGACUGUCUAAAAAAACUUGAGAAAGAUAACGUUCUGCCUGGCACGAUUUGCAUCAUAAAAAGUGAAGAGAAUAGCUAUCAUAGGGCUUUGGUGUGGAAUAUUGAUGAUGAAGCAAAUCUUACAGUCGAACUUAUUGAUCAAGGCGGCUGCAUCAAUAUCGGAAUGGAUGAGGUAUGUCAAUUUAAAUUCGUUUUUAAUUUAAAUAUUAAGUGAUGAACUAGUUGAAUA